AUGAGGAUUAUUGGGAUUGGGAUAGAUCUUUGUAAAAACAUAAGGAUGCAUAAAAUUUUGGAAAAUAAAAAUAUAAGGGAAAGAUUUUUGGAGAAGGUACUUCAUCCAAAUGAAAAAAUCAAGGAAAUUAAUUCGAAAUAUUUAGCGUCAAGGUGGGCUAUAAAAGAAGCUCUGGUAAAGGCGACUGCGUCGAGGAGGAUUUUGUUUCAUGAAGUGGAAAUUUGUAAACAGGAGUCUGGGCAACCGUAUAUACGGGCUUAUGGGGAGACGAAAAAUCUGCUUGAAGAAAUUGGGGUGGAAAAUACAAUGAUGUCACUUUCGCAUGAGGAUGAGUAUUCGGUUGCUGUGGUGAUUGCAAUUGGAAAUUAUACUCUGUAGACUAAAUUAAGCGAAGGUGAUAUGCAAAUAAAAUUUAUAAUUUAUGUCAAAAUUGAUAAUCUUAUUAAUUUAUCGCAAUAUAUUAAGUAUUAUUAACCUAUAA
Messenger RNA from Blepharisma stoltei, 481 nucleotides. The record is from the annotation of a GenBank genome assembly. NCBI's taxonomy places the organism in Eukaryota, Ciliophora, Heterotrichea, Heterotrichida, Blepharismidae.